AUGAAAGAAGCCCCUUGCGAAGAAGAACACCUGUUCCCUCCCCCCUCCCCCGGUGGGGGUCAUCCCGGUCCACAAGCGCCCGAAGGGCACCCAACUCUGGGACCGGUGGGGGUCAUCCCGGUCCACCAGCGCCCGAAGAGCACCCACCUAUGGGACACGUCACGACACAACGCCGUUCAGGCGACCCGACAAGGCCCAGCUAAGAUGGCUGACGGUGCAGCCGCUAAACUGAUGCAGCAGACUAAUGAAGAAUGGGCAGCAGCCUUAAAUGUGAACUUCAAUGCUGUUUGCCAGAGAUUCUGGGAACGAAUGCGGGAGAGAACCUCGCACCCAGUACAGACACCAGCCACAACGGCAGCACGCCGCCACACACCCCCUCGCAAGCAAGCGAAGCAUCCAUGCAAAGCGCUGCCACUGAAAGAGCGGGCGCAGGGCACUGUGGCCCGGUGGUGGAAGCGACGGAGGGGCACGGACCGCCCCAAGAUAACACACUAUAAUCAAGCAAAGACUCCCAUGGGAGGCUCGUGCGGACCCCCCUCCACCCGACAGGGUCAUCGCGGCCCACAACAAACAAAGUGCCACAACCGGAACGAAAGCCUGCGGACAUCAACCACCCACCGCACUGCCAACACCGUCCGGACAGAUCUAAAGGGCGGAAAGACAAAGCCACCCGUCUCAAACCCAGCCAACGACGGCUCCAGAUUACAGCCUGGACCAGGUACACCACAGCUAAACAGCACACGCAUAUACGAGACACCGACACCGACGGCAGAUAUAUUAGACAGCGAAAGGGAGCUCACACUCUUCUUGGCUGUUGGGACAUUACUUAUCGGGCAUGGGCUGAACUGA
Pelobates cultripes (western spadefoot toad) is the source of this 849-nucleotide messenger RNA. The record is from the annotation of a GenBank genome assembly. NCBI's taxonomy places the organism in Eukaryota, Metazoa, Chordata, Amphibia, Anura, Pelobatidae.